AGGAGACUAACAUAAGGACACAACGCUAUCAGCCCCUAUAUAAACUUAUGGAAACACGAAUUCCAACAAAAAAUCGCAAAAUGGUCAGCAGUGUGGUUGCGUUUGUAUUUUCGCUAUUAAUUGUUGUGGGUUCGGCCGCGGACGGCGAAGAUAAAGACGCUAAAAUAAGGUUUUACAGAACGAUCGAUGACUUUGAAGAAAUACCGUUAAUUUCGUUGCAAAAUAUGUUUAAUUCAUCCUGGUACAACUCUACUAGGAGUACAAUUAUUUUCUGCCAUGGUUUUACAGGUUUCCCGACCGGUCCAGCGGUACUAGGCGUAAUGAGAGCGUAUCUGGAACAAGGUGAAAGUAACGUAGCACUUCUCAAUUGGGAGCAUUUGGCAGCAAACUCAUUGUCCACUAUUCCCAGCUCUUAUAUCAACUGGGCUGUGCCUAAUGCUCGGCAGUUAGGUGUAAGAUUGGCUGCGGCUCUGGGCAAACUGUCGGGCAUCGUGGACUUUAGCAGGCUGUAUUUAAUUGGGCAUUCUCUUGGAGCACACGUCUUUGGAAUUGCGGGAAACAAUUUAAGGCUUAAUGGAAUUCUUUUGCCGUGGAUUGUUGGAUUGGACCCAGCGGCUCUUGGAUUUGAAAAUAAAGCUCCUUCCAUGCGAUUGAACCCUGGCUCAGCUAAGCUAGUUACCGUGAUUCAUUCAGACCCAAGCAAAUAUGGAUCAAAGCAGCAACUCGGAACUGUUGACUUCUGGCCGAAUUACAAAGGAAUAGGACACGUCAGGCAGCCAGGGUGUGGAGACAAACCAUCUUCCGUGUUUUCACCAGAGGACCUCUGCAGUCAUCACAGAAGUUGGGAGUUGUUUAUUGACGCAAUAAAGCAUCCAGGGACAAUCAUCGGAUCACACGCCAGGAAUUUUAAAAUUUGGAAACGGUAUUCUCACGCCCAACGCGCCGCCACCACUAUGUCCAUUGAGACAUAUAAGAAAAAUGCGAUACCAGGAAACUAUUACCUCGUUACAAAUGCUCAAUCACCCUAUGGUUUAGGUGAAAAUGGAUUAUAAAUUAUUAAUUCAU
Pieris napi is the source of this 1065-nucleotide messenger RNA. RefSeq names its product phospholipase A1 VesT1.02-like. The record is from RefSeq and is a predicted model, not a curated record. NCBI's taxonomy places the organism in Eukaryota, Metazoa, Arthropoda, Insecta, Lepidoptera, Pieridae. The transcript has 8 exons. Gene Ontology annotation, molecular function: lipase activity. The coding region runs from base 48 to 1052 and encodes 334 amino acids.